GAGGCUCAGUAGGAAUGCUAAGAGCUCGAGUACCGGGCCUGUUCUUCUCACAUUCCUCCUCCUUUUUUUUUCCUCCAAAAUCUGCUUCCUCUAGACGUAAUUAGAAACUUUUAUGCUAAAAAUGCCUCGUCUUCUUGCAGCUCUCUGUCUCCAGAUUUAUCUUUGCAGCUUUUUAGGACCAGUGGAAGGGCGGAAGGUCCUGGUGAUGCCCGUGGACGGCAGCCACUGGCUCAGUAUGAAGAUCUUGGUGGAGGAAUUGUCUCGGAGAGGACAUGAAAUGGUGGUCCUGGUUCCCGAGACCAGCGUGUUGAUCCAUGGCUCUGACGCGUACGCCGCUCGGAGCUUUAAGGUUCCGUACACCAAGGCCGAACUGGAUGAAAGCAUGAAUAAGUUGAAGGAGGGCAUUACGAAAGCACCGCGGAUCUCUGACUUAUUGGAGAACAUCAUCGGGCUCCUCAGCUUCACGAACAUGCAGGUGAAAGGAUGCGAGGCGCUGCUGUAUAACGAGCCUCUGAUGCAGAACCUGCGCGAGGAACGCUUCGAUCUCAUGCUCACCGAUCCCUUCCUGCCUUGUGGCCCCAUCAUCGCCGAGGCUUUCUCCCUUCCCGCCGUUUAUUUCCUGCGUGGACUUCCCUGCGGAUUGGAUCUGGAAGCCGCUCAGUGCCCAUCGCCUCCGUCCUACAUCCCGCGCUUUUUCACAGGCAACACCGACGUCAUGACGUUUUCUCAGAGGGUCAAGAACGUGCUCAUGACGGGAUUCGAGAGCAUCCUUUGCAAAAUAUUUUUCUCCAGCUUUGAUGAACUCACCAGCAGAUAUCUCAAGAAGGAUGUUACGUUCAGAGACGUCCUCGGACAUGCCGCAAUUUGGCUUUAUAGAUAUGACUUCACCUUUGAGUACCCGAGACCUGUAAUGCCCAAUGCGGUCAGAAUUGGGGGCAUCAACUGUGCCAAGAAGAAUCCUCUGCCUGCCGAUCUGGAGGAGUUCGUGGACGGUUCUGGAGAUCACGGCUUCGUCGUGUUCACUUUGGGCUCCCUCGUGUCCGAGCUGCCGGAGUUCAAAGCCCGGGAGUUUUUCGAGGCUUUUCGGCAGAUUCCUCAGAGGGUUCUGUGGCGAUACACCGGGGUCAUUCCCAAAGACAUUCCUGAAAAUGUCAAAGUGAUGGAGUGGCUUCCGCAGAACGACCUCUUAGCACACCCCAAGGCUAAGGUGUUCAUCACGCACGGAGGAACCCAUGGCAUCUACGAGGGUAUCUGUAACGGCGUGCCGAUGGUGAUGAUCCCGCUGUUCGGAGAUCAGACAGACAAUGUUCUACGCAUGGUGGUGCGUGGAGUUGCAGAGAGCCUGACCAUGUUUGACCUGACCUCAGAGCAACUGCUGGGGGCACUCAGGAAAGUCCUCAACAACAAGCGCUACAAAGAGAAGAUAACACAGCUGUCUUUGAUCCAUAAAGACCGUCCGAUCGAGCCGCUGGACUUGGCCGUGUUCUGGACCGAGUUUGUGAUGAGACACGGAAGUGCCGAGCACCUGAGACCGGCCGCUCACCACCUCAACUGGGUUCAGUACCACAGUCUCGAUGUCAUCGGCUUCCUCCUGCUCGUUCUAUCCACCGUCGUUUUUAUCGCCGUCAAAACCUGCGCGCUCUGUUUCAGGAAGUGUUUCCGGAGGGCUCAGAAGAGCAAAAAGGAGUGAAACAGCCAGUGAAUGAUCAGGAAUCGAUUUGGUGCCGACUUUAAUUUAUCGGCGUGAUGUCAUAAAGUGAAAAUCUGAAAUAGUUAUAGGGUUCUCAUCACCAUGUUCAAUUUAAUAUUCAGGGGUGCCAGCAAUUAUGGUUUAGCCAUUGCAGUUACGGUUGUUAUGAUGUCACUAAAAAAAAAAAGAGCCAUAAUUCGCUCACAUUCACCUGGUGAAAAGCGGAUUCACAGAAGGGGAAAGGACGCAGAACGUGAACCAUGUACUAGUUUCCAGUAGCACUUGCUUUCACUUCACAGUGUACUUUUCUUGAUUUUAAAAACCAAUUUAAAAUAUAAGUAUUUGUGUCAACAGUAAGGUGUUGAAUAGUAAACAACAAAAAAAAAAUUAUUAUAUACAUUUUGUAAUAAUCGUAUAAAAUAAGGUUAAAUGCUACGCGUGAUCAUUUUUGCUGUCAGUAGGAUUAAUCCUGUCCACAUUCAAACUCGGGUUGAUGUUUUUUUCUCUAUACAGUCCAAAUUUUCUCUUUAGCAAUAUCGGCGCCUCUGAAUACGCUACAGGAUUUCUUUAAAAAAAAAAUUACUUAUAAUAAUAAUAAUAAUAAUAAUAAUCUUGUCUUUCUUUUUAAAGAGAUAAACAGAGAUAAACUACUGAAGGUGCUCCAUUUAACACAGCUUCUAAUUUUCCCCUCACGUAUCAUAUUGUUCUGUUCGGAUAUACAGAGUUGAUGUACUGGGUCGGAUGAUUAUCAUACCGUGACUUUACGUUGCUGUUCUACCUCUUGAACAUGGCUACCUCCACCCGGCUUUACACGCUGUAGAUGAUCAAAGCAGGUCAAAUGAACCAGAAUUAUUUAGUGUAGGAAUUUACCGGAAAAGCAGAUGAAUGUAACUGUAUAAGAUGCUUAGUUUUAUAUGACAUAAGCUAUCGUUAGCGUAAAUCCAGUGUCCGUAUUAAACAUCAGAUUUUUAACGUGACCGAAAGCCGUCAUUCAGAGGUUCGUAACAAUGCAUUGUCAUUUCUAUUGUAAUAGCGGUUUCUCUGUAACGUGACAAGAUGCGUUUUGAUAUAUUUUUUUUUAAACUUCGAGAGAAAAAAAGAGAGGCUUGUGAGGGAGCGACUGUUUACAGCUAGUACAACAUUACAUGUGACUAGAAACAGAUAAAAAAGUAUGACAUGUUUACUCAAAUAUAAAAAAAGCAGCCGUGGGAUGAGAAAACACCUGCGGACGUGCUGUUAUAGGAAACUCGUCACACUCGUUAUUUUCCUCUAUCUGAGCCCCACACUCUGAGUGUGUUAUUCCUUACUUAUUGAUAUUUUAACAUACACACUUUGAGCAUUUUUGCUUUACUUUGUGAUAAUGAAGGAAACGUCUAGAAUAAAAAUUUUUUUUGUCAUUUUUGUCUUUUUGCACUCAGCUGUAGCGAGUGAUGCUGAACUCUAACUUCAGUUUAAAGCUAAAUGGACAAUAAGAAUGGAAACGAGACAAGUCGAACAGUGAUGCUAGACUGUGAUUAUUGGCUCUAAUAAGCUAUAUUAUUAUUAUUAUUAUUUUAAAUUAUUAUUAUUAUUAUUAUUUCACACUUGGCUUUAAGAUUUGGCCAUUUUUGUUUGUAUUAGGUUUAAUCGUUAUUAUAAAUUCUUUAAAAAAAAAAUUGAUGAUGAAAAUAGUGUAAGUUGAUUUUCCCUCCACUUUAACUGAAAGACAGAGAAGGACUUUAUUUGUUAAAAAAUAAUCGGCUGUACGUGAUGUGUUAUAAAAUUGGUUUUAUUUUCGGUAAAAAAUGGAACAGGAUGAAAAUAUCCCAGAUGCUGUUUUAUUAAUUAAAUAGCAGCAUAAAAUUUUGAUGGAGUAGAAAUGAUCCAGCAGAAUAUAUUUUCAAAAAGCUUCCAAAAAUGUAUAUUUUCAUGUAUAUUGAUUCAAUUCAUAAAAUUCUUUGUUUGCAUGUUUGUUUGUUUUUUCAGUACACACGAUCCAAAAAUAAAACCAUUUCUUUCUUUUUU
Ictalurus furcatus (blue catfish) is the source of this 3694-nucleotide messenger RNA. Its product is annotated as UDP-glucuronosyltransferase-like. The coding region runs from base 113 to 1690 and encodes 525 amino acids. NCBI's taxonomy places the organism in Eukaryota, Metazoa, Chordata, Actinopteri, Siluriformes, Ictaluridae. The transcript has 5 exons. Gene Ontology annotation, molecular function: UDP-glycosyltransferase activity. The record is from RefSeq and is a predicted model, not a curated record.